AUGGAGAACACAGACGAAGACGAUAUUCCCGUUCUAUCGGGAUCAGCGCUGGAUGCGCUGAAAGAGUUUUACGCAGAUCGAGAUGCGCAUCAGCAAAAAUUCGAAGCCUUGAAGCAGCGGGCUGAAGAUCAGGCUGAUGGUGUUCCGUUAACUAUGGAUGCUUUUGCUGAGGAUUGGAAUGAAUCGCAAUUUUGGUAUUCCAAUGAGACAGCUACAAUUCUUGCGCAGGAACUCCUGAGAGAUGCGGUUGCUGAGACGGUUAUUGCUGUUGUCUCGGCUCCGAGUGUUUUUAUCCAGUUGAAGAAUAUUGUUGAAGCGCAUUUGAAGGGGUGUGCUGAUCGUGUUAUUUGCGAUCCGCCUUUUUUGAGCGAGGAGUGCCAAACUAAAGGUAUGUAA
Sclerotinia sclerotiorum 1980 UF-70 is the source of this 396-nucleotide messenger RNA. RefSeq lists its product as hypothetical. The transcript has 4 exons. Lineage: Eukaryota; Fungi; Ascomycota; Leotiomycetes; Helotiales; Sclerotiniaceae. The record is from RefSeq and is a predicted model, not a curated record. Gene Ontology annotation, molecular function: protein-lysine N-methyltransferase activity. The coding region runs from base 1 to 396 and encodes 131 amino acids.